AUUCCAUUGUUGAAUCAAACUGCACAAUCUCAACCCUCUCUCUCUCUCUCUCUACCUUUUCUUCAUACAUCCUUCAUCUUGAUAAAAAAAUUUCCAAUAUGAUGAUCUUGGUGGUUUGAUUUUCCUUAUUUAAUUCUCUUGUCAGAGAGCAACGAACUGACGGCCAGGUCGAUCCGAUUAGGAACGACGAUUAUCUGCAAACUCAAGAAGAUCGAAUAUCUCAAGGUGAUGAGAAGAUGAGUUUGAGUGGAGAAGAAGACAAGAAGAUGGCAGCAUCAUCAGAUUCAUCAGAGAACCUCUCCUCGAUCGACUUGAACGAGGAUGCUGGCAGCAACAAUGUAGUGGAGGAUCCCAUGGUUGAAAUGUCAGGCAUAAGCAUUCAAGAAGGGGAGCAAGGGAGAUCCGAGGAUGACAACGACAAUGACAACGGAGAUGGCAAGGAUAAGAAGAAUGCAGUACGACAAUACAUCCGAUCGAAGAUGCCAAGGCUUAGAUGGACUCCUGAGCUUCAUCUCUCCUUUGUCCAUGCCAUUGGAAGACUAGGUGGCCAAGAAAGAGCUACUCCUAAAGCAGUGCUUCAAUUGAUGAAUGUGAGAGGACUAGGCAUCUCUCAUGUCAAGAGUCAUCUCCAGAUGUAUAGAAGUAAGAAGCUCGAUGAAUCCGGACGAGUAAUAGGCCAAGCAAAUAGGAUAUAUAUCCAAGGGAGAGGCUACUUCUCAAGCUCAUCAUUACCUUAUACUGAGAAAUGCAAGCCAUUUCAUGAGUUGAGAAUGGAGAAUGGUGGCAUUGUCUUUUCGAGGAAUUCGAAUAAUCAACUUGAUCACAAUUAUCAUCCGAUCAAACCCUUAUCCUCUUCUUACAGGUAUCAUCCAUGGUCUUCUCAUCGAUACGAACCAAAAGUUAGGGUUGGACCAGGACUAAUUUCAGAGGUUGGAACCCUAGAGAAACGGUCUAUCUCUAGCCGGAUCCUAGAAGGAAGAAGAUGGCUCCAAGAUCAAUCCAAAGAGAAAGAAAUCUCCAAAUCAAACAACAUUUGGAAUUUAAGACCACAAUCUCGUUGGAAUAGUAAUUCCAUCGACAGCAUUACGAUCAAUUAUCAUCAGAAAUCGAGCUUCUUAGCGUCUCAUAACUCCAAGCUCAAUCUCGAGAAUAUUAUUCAGAUGAAUGAGGAGAAGAAGUGGUUUCCAGCCGAUUUAAAACUGGGAUUGAGCCUCAGUUUAAGCAGCAGCAAAGAUGGCAACGACUACUCGGAUAUUAACACGAAACUUUCGCUUGCUUUAACCCCUCAUUCAUCGACUGCAACCUAGCUAAACAAUUAUUUUUAUUUAGUAAAUUGUAUCAUCAUAUAUAGGUGAUGAAAUAAUAUGUGUACACCAAAGUUAAUGUAGAAAGUGGCUGAGUACUUGAGAUCUGACCGUGUAUGCUCGAGAGCAUGGUAGUCAGAUCUUAUAAGUACUUAGUCUUUUUUGUGCAAUUUAGUUUGUUUCUGUUAA
Molecule: messenger RNA, 1493 nt
Organism: Salvia hispanica
Lineage: Eukaryota; Viridiplantae; Streptophyta; Magnoliopsida; Lamiales; Lamiaceae
Source: RefSeq, a predicted model, not a curated record